UCACACGUCGCCGAACCGCUUCCACGAGCCGCUCGCCUCUCCCCCCUCGUCGGUUUUCGAACCAUCUAGAAGCAUCGCCGCGACUCGCCAUCUCCUCUAGAGGCUAGGGCACCGGACUUUCUUCUCGGCGGCCGAGCUCGUCGGCUCAGGCGGCCGGGAUGGACUGGAGCUCCGUGACGGCGGAGGAUCUGGUGGACGCGCUGCGGGAGGUGGACUGGUCGACGCCGCCGCGGCCCGUCUCCGAGUUCUUCUCCCGCUUCACCGCCCCACGAUCCUACUCCAAGUGGACCAGCCGCCUCAAGUGCAACCUCUACUACUACAGGACGAACUACUUCAUCUUGAUCAUGUUUAUUCUUGGAAUGGGAUUUCUCCGGAGACCAGUUUCCAUCCUUGCAGCUUUUUCAACAGGCCUAAGCAUUGCAUUUCUCAAUGACAGUUUUGCAGUUACAUUCAAUGAGAAAGUCACAAGGACUGUCAGAAAAUUUUCACCACAUUUGGCAGCAAAGAUGAGGCCACCGUUAAGACCUGUAAUUCGCGGCCGACCAAGCACAAAAAAGUCAAUCCAUAUUUGUGGCCGGCCUCGAUGGGUUUUUGUUCUAUUUUUUUCUAUAGUAAGCUGCAUCCUCUGGAUGACCUCUUGUAGCCUCCUCACGGUUCUGUGGGCACUACUUAUUGGUCUGCUUGCAACCGUGCUUCACGCCAGUUUCAGAACACCUAAUCUAAAAGCACGGCUGAACACAUUCAGGGAAGAAUUUCGAGCAGUAUGGCGGAAUUAUAGCGAGUUCUAAAUGUCCUUUUUGUCUAUUCCCUUGCGCCAUUGCAGAGCUGGUUAUUGGAUAUCUCUGUGUUGGCGCGAUGUGGAAGGACCUACUUCGGUGUGCUAUCUCUGUGUUGGCCCGAUGUGGAAGGACCAACUUCAGCGUGCUUUUGUAAUUCUUGAUUUUUCUCUGCAGAUUUACUUGAUAAAAAAUGUUACCAAGUUCCAUAUCUCAGCUGCCUCUUGCAACUCUUUAAUUGUGGGAGAAACAUGGCAUGCUAGUUUUCUCCACUUUAUGAAUUUGGAUUUAGAUUGUGGAUUAUCCUAGUUUCAACUGGACCUCCAUAGUUUUAGCUCCUGGUCCAAAACUCUUGUAUUUGGUACAUUAGGGAAGAAGCAGCCUGUAAGAGUUGUACACAGCUCUCAUGAAGCGAAAAGAAAAGGAAGUUUGUGAAACGUCUGC
This is a messenger RNA of Oryza brachyantha (malo sina), 1220 nucleotides long. RefSeq names its product PRA1 family protein A1-like. Gene Ontology annotation, cellular component: membrane. NCBI's taxonomy places the organism in Eukaryota, Viridiplantae, Streptophyta, Magnoliopsida, Poales, Poaceae. The transcript has 8 exons. The coding region runs from base 159 to 788 and encodes 209 amino acids. The record is from RefSeq and is a predicted model, not a curated record.